This is a messenger RNA of Babesia bovis T2Bo, 340 nucleotides long. RefSeq names its product cAMP-dependent protein kinase. Lineage: Eukaryota; Apicomplexa; Aconoidasida; Piroplasmida; Babesiidae. Gene Ontology annotation, biological process: protein phosphorylation. The transcript has a single exon. Gene Ontology annotation, molecular function: ATP binding; protein serine/threonine kinase activity. The record is from RefSeq and is a predicted model, not a curated record. Bases 174 to 338 code for a protein of 54 amino acids.
CUUCCGACCGUAGUGCAACUUAUGACUUAGCGUUGGCGAACCACAUUCGGUUUCCGCUGUCUGUGAGGGUUGAGGUCAAGGACUUCAUACGUCGUUUGCUAGUGGUGAACCCGCGAAAGCGUCUUGGUGGUAGUAACAGCUCCGAGCUGUACUCCCACAGGUUCUUCGCGGGUAUGGAUUGGAUGAAAUUGCUCAGUAAGCAGUUGAAGCCUCCUAUAGUACCACGUGUAUCUGGUUUAUCAGACACUACUAACUAUAUGCAGUAUCCAGAUGACUGGCGUGCGCAUGAUGCGCGUAUAACGAGGUCACAACAAGAUGAAUACUUUAGCGACUUUUAGUG